CUUUGCUUGAGAUGGUCCUUUUGCCCCUCGAGGAAUAUGCGCCAAUUUCCCCCAUUAAAUGCCUUUGUAAGUGAGUGCUAUGCAAUGCUCGACGGCAUUCAUCCACUUUGUGAUUGACUGAGUGUUUUUUUUAUCGUCCAUGGAGGAUAUGUGAUGCAAAAUAUGAGCUCCGUAAGAACUGUCUCUCGGAGAUGUUCAGAAGCUGAUUUUCCAUCUAGAAUAACAAAUGACUGGAGGCAAAAUGAGUUUGCAUCAGGAAGACCAUUCAGGCUCAGCGGCAUCCCGCGCCAACCAGGGAGUAGAUGACAGUGACAUCUACGAUGACCUGGACUUGAAAGCAGCAGCACAGCAGUCACAGGAUGCAUGGUCUGUUGGCAGUGAUAUUAAUGAUGCAGACAUCUACCAGGAGAUGGGGGUGCAGCCCAUUGAUUACACAACAGAGGAGGGAAGUAUUGAUAACACUGCAGCUUAUAAAAAUGCUAAACAGAGCAAACCAGCAAACAACCAGGAAGUCCUUAGUAUUGACUUUGAGAAUCUUCGGAAAAUAUUACGAACAGAUCUGAGUGGAAAAUCCAGUGGAUGUGACUCAAAGGAAAAUCAGCAGGUGAAGGAGAUUCAUGAUUGUGAAACCAAUAGUGUCGAGAAAGAAACUGAGAGAGAAAUCAGGGCAAAGCAAGAAGGUGCAAAGAUUGUUAAGGCUGAGAAAAUUGCAGAGAAGUUCCAGGAAGGAAGUGAUGAAAAAGGAAGUGGUAGAUUAAAUCCAAAUAAGGUUCUCACAGAAAAUAAACAACAUGGUGCUAGAGCAAAAACACAGUCCAGUGUCAGUGGUUCUGAAAAGACCAAAUCAACUCCUGCAGAAGAUAAUUCAAUGCAAAACAGAGAUCUGCAUUUUGUGCUGUCCAUGUUGUGUAAAAAGAAUUCCACAAUGGAAGACUUAAUGCAAAACAAUGUAACAGAUGCAGGUAAGACAGGACCAAUUACUGGUGCAAGUGUAAGUAAUUCCUCAGAGAGCAUUGAAAACUCUGACAGUCCAAUGGAUUCUCCCAGGAAAUCAAAAAGAAUCAAAGACACUGAGAAGGAGGCUACUAGCACCAGGACACACACCCAAAGCUCAGAAAUAGGCUUAGAUACGAGACCCAAAAGAUUGCCUGCUUCAAGUUUUAUGUCCAUUGAAGCAAGCCCCAGGAAGAGUCAGUCAGAAAAGCAGAGCAAAGAAGCAAGUAAGGCAGACUGUCAGUGGGACCUCUUUGAAGAUGUCAUGGUUGCUAGAAGUGAUGAAAAGGAAAGCCAAGAAGUAACCCAACUAAAGGAGGAGAUGGAGGUCCUUCGCACGCAGCUUAAGGAGUCAGAAAAGCGCUGUGAGGGUCUUGAACAUGAUAACCAGGUCCUACUCACCAAUAUAUCAUCUCUGUGGAAGACAGCAAUAAGCCAGAUAAAACAGAAGAUCCAGCAAAUCAAUGCGCUGAGAGCCGAGCGUGAGGCCAUUCUGUUCCGUCGAGCCAUGCGCCAGGUUCCCAAAGAAGAGUUUGAUGCUAUUUUGUCACAGAUAUCAAAAUAUUCCAGUGAUGAAUUCAAAUCUUUUCUUGAGAACAUGAAGAAGACUACAGAUGAAGGAACCAGCUGUAAAUGUGGUGGUAAAGGAUAUACAGGAUUUGGGGGUCUUGUUGAAAAGAUAACAGCAAGUGUAGUUGGUGUUCGUGUUAAUUCUUCGCAGGAUACUGAUGCUGCAUCUUUAAAAAACCUUAUGGGUGAAGAAGGAAAAAAUGUGACAUCUCUGGUUAAACCACAACAAAAGGCUACAAGUAAGAAGAGCAAAAUAUCUACUCCGAAGCAGAAUAACAGAUUUGAUUGUAGAAAUGAAGAUAAAGCAGGUAAACAUAUAGAAAGAGAGAAAUGUGAUUUUGGAGAUGUACCUACAGGUAGGAACAGACAUUAUAGUGGAGACAGAGCUUUGGAGGAAGACAGUAGCAGAAUAGAAGGUUAUGGGAAACAUGACUCUGUAGAGUUACAGGAAAGGCAUGAUAGUGGCAAUAUAAGGCACAGGAACGAUAGUGGGGAUAAAUGUCACAAGAAUGAGGAUUUUGAUUUGGAGUUUAGACAUAGCAGUUAUGAUAGACCAGCAAAGAGGAGGAGACAUGAGAGUGGUGAAAGGUACAGUGAUGGAGACCGACAUACUGGUAGAUUUGGCCACAGCAUGGGAGAAAGGAACUCUAGGCUUGAUAGGUAUAAUGAUAGGCAUCACUCAGAUUUAGAGGAGGAAUAUAAGAAGAGGAACCCAGGGAAGUCUACCUUUGAAAGAAGGAAAGGCAGUGAAAAUAGAAAAGAGAGAAAUGCAAAUGAAGAGCCACUAGGGACUGAGAGAAGAAUCAGUGUCUUCUCAAGGUUAGGUGCUCAUGGCAAGAGUCAUUUUGAUAGGUCAGACCAAAAGAAAGAUUAUGAAGAUGUGGACAGAAGACAGGAAGAUAACAAAAAAAAAACUUCAAAAUUUACUGAUCAGCAAAAUGACGAAAGUUUGAUUCACAGUAGGAGAACAAGGAAAACGGAUACAGAUAACAGGAAUACAGCAAAUACGCAAGUCAUAAAAAAAUCUACAUCAAGUGUCAGUUUACAAGACAGUCAAAUGACUACAAAGAAGGACCCUUAUUUGAGUUCAGAUCUGUCACAAGUUAUAACUACAAAUAAUAUAUAUAAACACGAAAGUGAAUGCAAUACACACGUGCAAAGUAACAGUACUUCAGAUAUUGGCAGUGCUAUUGACGAGCCGGAGAAUUCCACUGGUCCUUCCAUUCACAAAAUAUCUGAUGGAAUUAUUCAUAAUGCCUGUAAAUCAAAUUCAGAUUGUGAAGAGAAAAUGUUAGGGGAAACCCUUUUCGGACAGAGAGUUAUUUCAAGACUAUCCCAAACCAAGCAAGAUGUACAGAACAACUCCUCUAAACUUCCGCAUAGUGCAAAGAAUCACAUAAACAAUGACUCUGCAAAUGAUAGUGGUAUAGUAAAUGGCAAUAGCACUUCAGAUAGAGCCAGUUCUGUAGGAAACCCUCAAGAGCCAUCUGCUCCCUUCACCCACAAAGCCAUGGAAGCUACUGGUGAUAACUUUGACUCAAAUUCAUACGAAGAAGAGGAAAUGUUAGGAAAAUCCCUUUUUGGGCAGAGAAUGAAUGCAAAAAUGGCUCGAGCCAAGAAAAAGAUGAAUGCUGAAAUAGGUCAGACCAAACGGGAGACACUAGAAAAACUGGCAAGGCCUCCACUUGGUGUGAGUAAUCAAAUGAAUAGUGAUUCAACAAGUGUGGUUGGUAUAGUAAGUACAAACAAUACUUCUAACAAUUCCAGUGCUGUGGAUAAGCAGCAGAAUCUUUCCGACCCUUUAACAAGGAACAGAGGUUAUGGAGAUUCUGGUAAUAGUUCUGAGUCAGAUGCAGAACAUGAAGAGAGAAUGUUGGGAAAAUCUCUCUUUGGACAGAGAAUGAUGGCAAGAAUUAACCGAACCAAUCAGAAGAAACAAGAAACAAUGUCUCUACAAAGUAUAAGAAAUCACACGAACAGUGACAAAGGGAACACAGAUACAUUAACUAACAAGAUAGAAGAGAUUAGCGAGAGAGUGGAGGAAAGGGCAUCACAAGACCAGGGAAGAGCAAGUGGCCACAGAGAUGAUGCUCCUGUUUUAGAAAUUAAUGAUCUACAUAAUGUGAUGAGAGAGAAUGAAAAUAAUCAUCCUGUGUGUCAUGAUCAUGAUAAAGGCAAGGCAGAGGAUGAGAAACACAUUUCAGACCAGUCACUUGAAGAAAAAUGUGGUGAUAAGACUGGUACAAAAUUAUGUACCAUGAAGGAUGUGGCAGAGUCUAAGACAGGUGUUAGCUGCAAAUCAAAUGAGGGUGUAGGUUUGGGUGAACAAAAUGUAUUGCAAAUUGUUUGUGAAGCAGAAAAAGAAAAUGUUAGCAAACAUUUACAUGAUACUGAAGUAAAAAGAAAAGAAAAUGGUACAAAAAUGUGUGAGGAAAGUGAUAAUGUCAGUGAAGGAAGGCCAAACACCAAACCAUCAGGUACAGAUGAAAGUGUUGUAUCAAAAUCAGAGACUAAAACUGCUGGAACAAUUCUUGAAAAUUUUGAUUCAGAAGAAGUAAAUUAUGAGAGAAAGAUUGGGGAAAGAGAAGAAGGAACAGUGACAGAUGAAAAAUGUAUCAGUGAAAGAAAGACAAGGGAAAAAGAAGAAAAAACAGUGACAGAUGAAAUGUGUAGUGAAAAAAAUAGAGGGGAGAGAGAAGAAAUAACAGUAGAUGACAAAUGUAAUAGUGAGAGAAAUAGUGAGGGAAGAAAAGAAAGAAGAGUGACAGAUGAAAAAUGUAUCAGUGAAAGAAAGACUAGGGAAAAAGAAGAAAGAACAGUGACAUAUGAAGAAUGUAAUGAAAAAAAUAUUGGGGAAAGAGAAGAAGGAACAGUAGCAGAUGAAAAAUAUAGUAAAAGAAAUAGUGGGGAAAGAGAGAGGAUGGCAACAGAUGAAAAAUAUAAUAGUGAAAGAAAGACCAGGGAAAAGAAGAAAGAACAGUGACAGAUGAAAAUCAUUGCAGUGAAAGAAAGACCAGCGAAGGAGAGAAAAGAAAGGGCAUUAGAUACAAUGAAAGGGCAUAGUAAUGCAUCUAAUAAAGAGAGAAAUGAGAAACCAAGGAAGAAUUCAGUUCAAACAUCACUAACUGAGGCACAAGUAAAUUGUAAAUCAACCGGGAGAAUCAUUGAGGAUUCUGAUGACCAAGAAGCAAGUAGUAAAUCAAAUGGUAGACCGAGAAGGAAAAUUGGUACUAACAGUCAAAGAAACAAAGAAGUGGAUGAUACCAAAGAAAAAGGGGAAACAAAAGAUGAAUCAAGCAAAGCCAGACCAAAGAAACAAUCAUGUAGUGAGAAAUCAGCAAGAAAGCAAGUAUCUGGUAGUGAAGGAAAUGAAAACUCAUUAGAUUGUCAGGAGAAUAAAGACAUAACUCUCAAAACAGACAUUGUAGAAAGUGCCACUAAUAAGUCUGAACAAGAGUUAGGCAUCAGAGAGACACAGGAAGUGAUUGGGGGAAGUGAGAAUGCCAAACUGGAAUCAGAUGCUGAAUGUUUACAUGAAUCUGUAAGUAAUGUAGUACAAUGCCAAACCCCGACUAAAAGUUCAGCAGAUGAGGUGCAAUGCCAAAUGAUGACUGAAAAUACUUCCAUUGAAAAUAAUGAGGUUGAUGCUAAACCACCAUCAAGCAGCACUCAAGCUGAAGUCAAAGCCUCAGAUUUCAAGCAUGGGACAUCCAUAAAGGAAAUAACAAAUGUCCCUGAGGCUUUGGUUGACAGGCUUGAAUCUAACCCAGAGAAAUCCAAACUGAUGAGUGGCGAGGAUGGUGAGGGAGUCAUUAGUGAUGAAGAUCAGAUGAGGCUGUGGAAAGAGGGCAAAAGUAACUCUGAUAAAAGGAUUAGAGAAGUUCCAGUUGAAAAAGAUUUGAUGUGCAGUAAAUCAGGUAGUGAUUCCAAAGGCGAUACUCAUCCAGUUGAUAAAGAAAAGCAGAAUAAUGAAGAGGUAAAGCUUAAAAAAGAAAAUAAUUUGGGGAAAGAGUGUUGUGUACAGGAUAAAUCAAACACACCUACGGAUACUGAAGAAGAAGGAAAAGAGAACAAGGAAGAAACAGAAUUACACAAUGAAAACACAGAAAGAACAGAAAAUACAAAAACUGAAGAAAGUCUCUUCCCUGAAGAGGAGGAACUCCUCUAUGAUGAAGACAGCGAAGAUGAGGAUGAUGAGGAUGACAAGGGAUAUGAUUCUGAGGAAAUAUCACAAACAAAUUCCCCACAUUCAAGCAAAAAUGAUUGUCUUCAACCACAAACAAGUAAAAUGGGGUCCAGAUUUGAUGCAAAAGAUUCUCAGGAAGAUGCCAUUCAGAGUAUAAAAAAAGAUGACAAAUCUGCACUUGAAAAAGUAACAGUAAAAAACACUGUGCAAAAUGAUCAUAGUCCUAAAAGAAUGCCUGUUAAUACUGAAAAUGGAAGAGAGAAUAUUGAAGGAACAGGUUUACACAGUGAACGUAAUGCAGAACCUAUAAAGAAACCCGAAGAGAGUCUUUUCCCUGGAGAGGAGGAACUCCUUUAUGAUGGAGACAGCGAAGGUGGUGAUGAUGAUGAGAAGGAAAAUGAUGCUGAAGAAACCUCUAAACCAGAAACAAGUAAAAUGGGGUCCAUAUUUGAUGCAGAUAAUUCUCAGGUAGAUACCAUAAAAGAAAAUGGUGAUAAAUCUGUAACAGAAAGUGUGCAGAGUAGGGAACAUAGUCCUAAGAGAAUAACAAGAAAUCAUUCGUCUGAAAGAGACUUUGAGAAUGUACAGAGGGCAAGAGGAAGAAAAUGCAGUGUUUCACCUAGAAAAAAUGACAAGAGUGACAGCAGCAUAGACCUCUCGGCGAGUCGAUCACCACCAGGUAAAUCAAACAGAAGGAUAAUGAAGUUGACACCGAAAAAGAAGUGUGAGAUGAAGCAAAAUGAUAGUGUGAGUCCCCUGAUGGUCAAGGAAAAGGAAAUUCAAGCAAAGUAUGAGGAGAAGAUGGCGGUGGCAUUUGGCAGAACCACAAGACGGGGCCAAAGGGCAAUGGCGGAACUAGACGAUACAGGCAGAAUAAGUCCACCAGUACAUUCAUCAAAAAGGGUGAGUGGGAGAAACACUUCAAGACGUAGAGAUAGUGAGAGCCCACCAAGGGAAAGAGGGAGGAAGCCUCUGAGGAGUAAAGAAGGGGAACACACAAGGACAGAUCAUGAGAAGAUUCAUUCAGAAAGGAGCACCACUUCAAGAAGUAGUGAUUCCAGACUGAGAGUGAAAAGGAUGCAAGGAGACGAAGUGGAGGAAACAAAAAGAAAUAAAAGUUUACCAAAUGGAGCACAACAAAGGAGACCGACAAAUUUGGAUGAUGGUGUACGUGGGGAGGUACGGCGGAAGAGACAGCAGUCUGAGUCGCCACCAACGUACAGAAGACGACAGCGCGUGCACGAAAGACGAAUGAGAGAUGAUGGAGAUUCUCCAGAUAGGGGAAUUCAUGUUGGAAAAAUAAAAAACAGAAACGAGAUCAAGGAAGAUAGUAGAAAUCAUAGUGAUCCACUACCCAAAGUUCAGAGAGAGAGGAAUUGUGUACAGGACCAACAGACCCGAAGCAAAGUACCAGUAGAUAGUAAACUGUUACAUAAAAUUUUAUGGGAGUCCCCAAAGAAGAGCAUUGUCCAGGAUGAUGAAAAAGAAGAAGGAGAGUUAGAUGAAGAUGAAGAAGAAGGAGAAUUAAUCAGUGUAGCAACAAAUGGUGGGGAGACCUCACACAAAGAUACAAAGGAGUCUCACUUUCCCAAAUUGGAGGUAGAAGGAAGACGACGGAAUGAACCAAGAUGGGAUUUGAAGAAUGCAAGGCCCACAAGGAAAAGUGAAAUAUUAAAAUAUGAAAAAGCUUUACAAGAAGCCAAAGAGAAACAUCGAAGAACUGAAGAAGAUAGGAAGAACAGAGUCCCAUGUAAGGAACCGGCACUGUCUAAAUGUCACAGGCCUGAUAGUACUAAAGAUAGAUUCGCUUGGGAGAAGCAAGAUGUGUUCACAGGAAGGGAAAGGAAGAUUAAUCAGGUCAGUGAAGUAAAUGCAGAGAAGAGAAGGCAGAGCAUGAGAGCAAGGCACUUAAGAACUUUAAUGGAGGAUGACACAACUUUUUACCCAUCUGAUCUUUUCCAAGUUACACCUAUUUUAGCUGUACCGGAAAAGGUAGGCCCUGCUUCAGGAAGUGAUGAUACCAUUGACAUACUGGUAAAGCAGAACCAUGAGAAAUACGGCCAGGACAGCCUCAGCACCAGUGGAGAUUCUGAGAUGUCAUUGUUGUACUUCAUUAACGAUCAUGAAGUGAAGAGAUGUGCCACUUCAGACCGUAAAUCUUCCUCUUUGAAGGCAACAGGGGCUACAAAUGAUGGCUUAAAAAAUCAAGCAGAUGUUAAAAUGAAAACAAAAGAGCAGGUUGUUGAAACCAGGGGUCUUGCAGAUGAAAAGGCCAGUGAACAAAGUUUGGUGAAAGACAAUAAUGGUACUGUUGCAGACACACCACUGAUUGAUGGUAUGGGUCAGGGGCAUGAUAGUCAAAAUUUGUUAGGUAAUGAAAGCCUGUUAAACCAGUGUGUAGAUAAAAUGGCAACUGGGACUGGAAAGGAAGGUGAUUGCCACAUAGAAAACAGUUUAGAAACAGGAAAUGUUGAUCAAGUAUCAGAGAACACUGCAGAGAUUGAAACUGCUUAUGAAGACAGAGCCACUGGCACCAAGAUGCAUACUACUGAAUGUAGUGAUGUACCUGUGUUGAAUAAGGCCAGUGCCACUGCUCAGUCUACUGAUGCCCACGAAGACCAUUCAAGCAGUUCAAGUGACUCAGACUCAGAUUCAGACUCAGAUAGUAGUGAUUGUCAAUGCAGCAAAUGUGGUAACAGUAGUAGCAGUAGCAGCAGCAGUAGUAGUAGUUCAAGUUCUUCAGACUCUGAUAGUGACUCAGAUGCAGUCAUUGAAGAAACAGCACAAGAAGCAACAAAUUCAAGUGUGGCUGGAGGUGAACCAGACCAAAGUAAAAUAGUGAACCACACGAACAAGAAAUCUCCAAGAAAGACACCUCGGAAAUCACCUUCAAAGCGAGAAAAAUCACCAAAGAAACCAUCCCCCAAUAAGUCGCCCCACAGAACAAGUAAAACCCCACACAAGAUGCUAAAAACACCACACAAAUCUCCUGGAAAGGUUGUUCAGAAAACUCCAGGAAAAACGCCUUGUAAGAAACUUGGAAAGACACCCAGAAAGUCACCUAGUAGCAAAUUAAAAGAGCCAACUGUUCAGAUUUCCCCUGAUCUCCACAGCACGUUGGAGAAGAAUGGCAUUACUUCAACCGAGGAUAAAAGCCAGAAUAAGCCAGAACAGGCACCAGGUACAAAACAUAAUACUACCAAAGGCCACAUGAUUUCACCACCACAGAUACAGAUGCUGAUUUGUUCCCACGACGAUCUGAAGGCUCAGGCCAAGAAGCGAGAGGAAUCGGGUUGUGAAUCCCAAUCUCAGAAUGCAAAUAGCAAUGGAGCCCCAGCUGCAGCUUCAAGUAGUUCAUCAUCGACCACUAUUCAGAAGGUCUUCGUUCGACGUCGGGCGAAGAGACCUGCCAAUUUCUCACCUACCAAAUCUGCUGCAAUGAGUCUAUCAUGCGUGAGCGGGAAGAGUGCCAUCUCACUUGUACACAGGGACCAACAACCGUCACAGGAAACCUCAAAUUCUGAUCCCAAGAGCAUCCAGGAUGAGAACAUUGUCAAAGAAAGUGAUCUUGCAACAUCGGAAUGUAACGAAGAGGAAGUAAUCUUGCGGAAGAGAACCAGAACUUCCGUUAGUGAGAAGACUAUGGCCAGCAAGCGUUCUAGAAUGUUCUCUCCAGAAUCAAGGGAGGAGAUAGCUGUCAGAGACAACGCUGAAAGAAAAGCAGGCGAGAAUGGUGCUAUAAACUCUGAGAAAAGUCCUGCUGAAGCCAACAAUACUGAUGCAUUUACGAAAGCCAUCGAAAUUCCAAAAGGACCCAACAUCGUGCUAGAGGAAACGACCGGUGGAUCAGUGAAAAUAUCCACUGAUGCAUCCAGUGCGACCGCAGCAAAUGGAAAGUCAACUCAUGAAACAUCUACAACAGAUAGCAAGAUCAUAGUCCCCGUCAAGAUCCGACGAGUGAAGAGACAGCUCAACCUCGGGCUGUCUAGCUCCGUUUCGAGCGUUGUGUCUUCUGUACCUGAAAGAAAGUCGCCCUUGAGGUCCGCCUCGACGUCUGCCUCUACUCCUCCGCCAGCCAAGGACAGGAGCAAGUCCAUUGAAAACUCCCUGUCAGGCCUUAGGAGAAGUCCAAGGAAGAAACUGGUGCCUACUUAGUAUGUGAAGAUUCAUGUAAAUAUUGUACAUAUUUUAUUGCAUUCUUUUCCCUACUGAAUUUAUGCCAAUAUUUAUAGUUUUUUUCUAGUGGAGAGAAGUUCUGUAAUGGGAUGAUUUUAUAUAUUCAGAUUACUUUUUGAGUUUUAGUUAAUUUUUUUUUUUUUUUUCAGUUUUACUGUUUGAAUUACGUACAUUUCCAAAGAAUAAACGUAUUUGAAAUAUAUAGGUAAAUGUCAUGUUAAGGAUGGCAGUUAUUGUGUAUAUAUUGUAUGUAUUUAUUGAAAUUUAUUUUUCUGUCAUUUAAACGAAAUAAAGGUACAUGUGCGAGAAAAAAUAUUUUUGAAUAAUCUCUUUCAAGGAAAAUAAAAGUAAAAUACCAUUACUUGUUUUUAUUACAGGCAAUAACCUAAUUUACCUUUUUUGCUGUAGGAGAUUCCCCUUCUCUUAUGCUCUCUCUCUCUCUCUCUUUCUCUCUCUCUCUCUCUCUCUCUCUCUCUUUCUCUCUCUCUCUCUCUCUCUCUCUCUCUC
Molecule: messenger RNA, 10432 nt
Organism: Penaeus indicus
Lineage: Eukaryota; Metazoa; Arthropoda; Malacostraca; Decapoda; Penaeidae
Source: RefSeq, a predicted model, not a curated record